Molecule: messenger RNA, 1770 nt
Organism: Pochonia chlamydosporia 170
Lineage: Eukaryota; Fungi; Ascomycota; Sordariomycetes; Hypocreales; Clavicipitaceae
Product: FAD binding domain-containing protein
Exons: 5
Coding region: 1-1770 (589 amino acids)
Molecular function (GO): oxidoreductase activity; FAD binding
Source: RefSeq, a predicted model, not a curated record
AUGUAUGCUACCAACCAACUUCUUCUAUGGCUUUCCUGCCUUUCUGGCUUCGCGUUGGCGACCAGCUCUCCACCAAACGGAUGUAAAGCACAUCCAGACACUCAAAGCUGGCCGUCAGCUCAAGAGUGGUCGACGCUGAACAAAGAACUGGGAGGUCGGCUCAUUACACCUACUCCUCCCGCUGCGGCUUGUCAUUCGGGGCAGGCGGCCUUUAACGAAACGCAAUGUGCUAUUAUACAGAAAGCCUGGAAAACGCAGGACUGGCACACCAAAGAUCCCGUUUCGGUGUUUUGGGAUCAUUAUACCAAUGAUACCUGCCUGCCGGACCCCAAGAUGCCGUGUAGUUCCAAGGGGUACCCUGCCUAUGUGGUGAACGCCAGUACUCCAGAGCAUGUGAAGCUUGGUGUUGACUUUGCACGAAAAUACAAGGUUAGACUCGUCGUCAAGACUACUGGUCAUGAUUUCAUGGGCCGGUCAAUUGCUCCAGGUGCUUUGUCCAUCUGGACACAUUCCAUGAAUAGUAUCGAGUAUCACAGUGCCCAUUUUGAACUCAGUGGAUCAGGGAAGCUGAUUCCUGGGGACGCCGUUACCGUUGGAGGAGGCACCCAAAUGUACGACAUAUACUCGGCAGCCCACAAACGCAAUCGUACCGUCGUAGGAGGAGCCGCCAAAGGAGUUGGUAUCAGUGGCUACAUCUCCGGAGGUGGUCACUCCAUCCUUUCUCCUCGGUAUGGACUUGGCGCAGACCAAGUUCUCGAAAUGCAAGUCGUGACCCCCAGGGGAGAAAUCUUGACCGUGAACGAAGAUCGCAACGCUGAUCUCUUUUGGGCUUUACGUGGGGGCGGUGGUUCGACAUUUGGUGUCGUUACAUCUGUCACGGUCAAGACGUAUCCCACUCCAAAGAUCCUCGACAUUACUUUCUCGGCAUUCAUCAUGCCCAAUUCGACAUACUACAGCGAUAUUCUCACCUACCUGAUAUCCCAAGCCCCAUACUUGAUGGAUGCCGGCCUUUCGGGCUACACGCAAAUUACUCAAAACACGUCCAAGCCCGGCCCCAUUCCCGGUAUGCCCGACAGGACGUCCGGUUGGUUCGGUAGAGUUAUUCUGCAGGACGCCAGAGGGGAGCAAGACGUUGCCGAUAUUUUCAAGCCAAUAAAUGAGACACUGAAGCACAAAUGGCCAGGGGAGGCCGGGCUAUACACUGCGGUGAAACCUUACGACUCAUUCUUGGACUGGUUCAAUGUCAAUUUCGAUUCAGAACCAGCCGGCAAAAGCUGUUAUAUUGGCUCGUGGUUGUUGGAUGCGAAGACGUUGACUACGCCCUCCUCGGAGCUUACCAAUGCGCUCAUGAGUCCGAUUCUGUAUAAUGGGGAAUAUGUUAUCUUCUUCAUUGCAGGCAAGGGUGUUAUCAACGCAAAACCGAGAGGCGGCGGCAAUGCCGUCAAUUCAGCAUUUCGAAAUGCCCAUAUUUUUGCCUCGGCUGUACUAGAAUUCCCUCAAUCCAACAACACUGCACGGCUCAACACGAUCGAUAAGUUGCAAAAGAUGUUCCAGCCAAUGCGCGACUUGGCCCCAAACUCGGGGACGUAUGUCAAUGAGGCGCUUCCGUUCGAAAAGGACUUCCAAAAGACGUUUUGGGGUUCCAACUACGACCGCUUGCUCAAAAUUAAGCGCAAGGUCGACCCGACUGAUGUGUUUUGGUGCCACCCCUGUGUUGGCAACGAGCGCUGGCAAGAGGGUGAGGAUGGUAGGCUGUGCAUGAAGAAGUGA